Molecule: messenger RNA, 3181 nt
Organism: Talpa occidentalis (Iberian mole)
Lineage: Eukaryota; Metazoa; Chordata; Mammalia; Eulipotyphla; Talpidae
Gene: SLC25A34
Product: solute carrier family 25 member 34
Exons: 5
Coding region: 922-1878 (318 amino acids)
Source: RefSeq, a predicted model, not a curated record
AGCACCUACCAGUGGUGGCCGGGGCCCCUCACCGGCCACAGCAGGGGCCGUUUCCAUGUCAUGGCCCCUCCUGAGAGCUCAGAGGGGGCUACCACUAGGAGGAGGGCCGGACUGGGGGGCACAUCCUUACCUAGUGUGUGAGCAAAAUCAGGAGGCCACUCCUUCUGUCUCCUGCCCACCCAGGGGCCCUGAAAUCUUGGGGGGCAGGAAUGGGGAGAAAGGAGCCAGAGGCAGGGGGUUCAUUGGGUGAAGCGCUGUGCUGGGUAUGCUCUUCACCCCUCCUGAUUCUCCAAGACCCUCUGAAGGAGGUAUCGAGAGCCCCAUUUUGCAAAUGGAGAGACUGAAAGUCAGAGAGAGAUGACUUGCCCCGGGGGGACCCCAUAUAGGGGGGAGGGACAGAUCAGAAGCCUGAGGCCAGGAAGGGACGUCACCCCGAUUGGCAGGAGUGGAGUGGACAGGGCACCCCCCUGGAGCAGUUGUCCAGGCAGGACCAGCUAAGCCAGAGGCCCGCAGGGGCACCUGCCCUCUGUCCCCGAGAGGAGGAAGGUGCUGGAGGGCAAGAAGGGCAGGAGGAGGCAUCUGGGCUGACUGGCAGCUCCCUACCCUCACUCCCUUGCCCCAGGUGACCUUUCCCCCAGAUCCCAGGGUCCAGACCCGCCCUGCCAGCUGGGAGGUGUGGAGGACAGAGGCCGCUGGGAUUGGUCAGAGCUGGUGGGGGCGUGUCCUGGUCUCGGCAGCCCCAGCCCGAGCAGGUGAAUUCCCGAGAAGGACCAGACCAGGCACCAGGGACAGCCUGGCAGCCGCUGGCCUAUCCCACCAGAACCCCGCUCUCCAGUCAUGGCCCCAGGCCUCCUCAUUUCCCAACCCUUUGGCCCUGUGGGGGCGCAGACAGCCUAAGCAGCACCACCCCAGGACUGUGCCAUGCCUCUCACCCCGGGACAGCCAGCCCCUGGCUCAGAGUCUGCGGAGAUGGUGACCCCAGCAAUGGACCUGGUGCUGGGCGCCUCAGCUUGUUGCCUGGCUUGUGUCUUCACCAACCCCCUGGAGGUGGUGAAGACGCGGCUACAGCUGCAGGGGGAGCUGCAGGCCCCGGGCACCUACCCGCAGCCCUACCGGGGCUUUGUGGCCUCCGUAGCUGCCGUGGCCCGGGCAGAUGGGCUGUGCGGCCUGCAGAAGGGGCUGGCCGCCGGCCUCCUCUACCAGGGCGUCAUGAACGGCGUCCGCUUCUACUGCUACAGCCUGGCAUGCCAGACUGGCCUCACCCAGCAGCCCGGUGGCACCCUGGUCGCGGGUGCUGUGGCUGGGGCACUGGGGGCCUUCGUGGGAAGCCCUGCUUACCUGGUCAAAACGCAGCUGCAAGCCCAGACAGUGGCUGCGAUGGCUGUAGGGCACCAGCACCACCACCAGAGCAUCCUGGGCGCCUUGGAGACCAUCUGGCGGCAGCAGGGCCUGGCGGGGCUGUGGCGGGGCGUGGGCGGGGCCGUGCCCCGAGUCAUGGUCGGCUCAGCCGCCCAGCUGGCCACCUUUGCCUCCGCCAAGGCCUGGGUACAAGAGCGACAGUGGCUCCCAGAGGACAGCUGGCUGGUGGCUCUGGCCGGAGGCAUGAUCAGCAGCAUCGCCGUGGUCGCCGUCAUGACGCCCUUCGACGUGAUCAGCACCCGGCUGUACAAUCAGCCUGUGGAUGGAGCUGGCAGGGGCCAGCUGUAUCAGGGCCUUGCUGACUGCCUGGUGAAGAUCUGGCGGCAGGAAGGCCCCCAGGCGCUCUACAAGGGCCUGGGCCCGGCCUACCUGCGCCUGGGCCCCCACACCAUCCUCAGCAUGCUGUUCUGGGAUGAGCUCCGCAACCUGGUCGGGCGGGGCCGGCACCAGGGCCCCUAGGCACGUCCUGCGCCCACACACCCCGACCGCCAGGACUCCACAGGAAGCCAGGGCCCACUCCGGGAGGGAUGGGCGCCCCUGCACUGGCCCCAGCACAGGACCCCAGCCUGGGCCCUGCUACAGGUUCGGGGAAAGUGCGGAUAAUUCAUCAGCCACGGCUCCCAGAGCCCGAGCAUCUGCCCCGAAUGACCGCCGGCUCUCGUCUCGAGAAAGUGUUCUUCCCUCUCUGUCCUGGGUCACUUCACCCCAGAGCCCGACUCAUCGAUAGGAUGACCGCUCCAGGCCUGGCCCUCCAGCGCGGCGAGCCCAGCAUGAAACCCCCUCUACUGAUGGGGACGCUGAGGCUCCGGAGGGGGUUGCAUCUUCCACCAAAACCCCCAGCCUUGCAGCGCCAGGGCCAAGGCUGGAACACAAGGCAACCCACACCGACCUGUGCCCUUGCAAGGUCACCUCCGCGCCAGGCCCCGGCGGCUGGAGUGGCCCUGAGGGGUCUCUGUCCGUCUGAGGGUGGAUGAGGGGCGGCAGCUGGGGUGCCCCGUGAGGCGGUCGCCGCCGUGUUAGGCUGCUGGGCUGCUGUGAUAUCAAGUCCCGCCAGCGGGGCGGCUCUGAUGGCCGAAAGCCCCCCUCCUAGUGCUGCGGGCGAGAUGGCCGAGGCCACCGUGUCACAGGGCUGGUUUCUUCGGAGACCUCUCUCCCGGGCUUCUCCCUGCACCCCCCGGGGUCCUCCCUCUGAUAUCCGUGUCCUAAGCUUACCCGGACACCGGGCAUACUGGAUUCCAACCCCCAGUGACCGCGCGUGAACGAAGGGACCUCCUGAAAGACCCUGCCUGCACACACAGCACCUCCGGAGCUGGGGAGGGGGCAGCGCUUCCAUAUUUGAGCGUGUGCGGGGCCACGGGUCAGCCUGUAACGUCCACGGAGUGCCUGUGGGCCAGCGGCCCAUCCUCUCCACCGUGCUCCCCUCUUGAGAGGCCCCUUGUUUACAUGAGACUCAGCCCGGGGAGGGAGGGACUCGCCCCAGGGGAGGAGCAGAGCCGGGUGUCCUCAACCCCCAGGAGGGCCUCAUCUUCACCCCAAGCGGCAGCCGCACUCCUCUGAGGCCCACACUGACCUGAGGAGGACCCCGGGGCUCCAGAACCACCUUCUCUCCACACUCCGUGCCCGAAGAGCUGCUGCCCGGGGCACCCCCACCGCACACUCCAAUAAAGCUUUCUACUUUGUUUACUUCAGUGACUCCCCUCUGCUGACAGUCUCGUCUCCCCACCUUUGGCUCCCUCGCCAGAAUCGGGGCCCAGCAGCCCUA